AUGUCGUACGCCCACCUCUUCAAGUACAUCAUCAUCGGCGACGUAGGUGUUGGCAAGUCGUGCCUGCUCCUGCAGUUCACCGACAAGCGGUUCCAGCCCCUGCAUGACCCCACCAUCGACACCGAGUUCCAGAUCUGGGACACGCCAGGUGAAGACAGAUUCAGAUCGAUAACUAGAUCGUACUACGAUGAAGUUGAUGGAGCUCUUCUAGUUUAUGACAUCACCAGAUGCUCUUAUGAUGAUCUUCAGUUUAAUCAUCUCGCGAGCUGGUUAAGGGAUGUGAAGCGACUUGCAAAGGACAACAUGACUAUUAUGCUAGUUGGAAACAAAUGUGAUCUAUCUCAGAGGCGUGCCGUGAGCUAUGAGGAAGGUAGGAAGUUUGCAAAUGAGCAUGGUCUGAUCUUUGUGGAGGCAUCUGAGAAAACUGCACAAAAUGUUGAGGAGGGUUUCGUUCAGACUACUGGAGUCAUAUACAAGAAAAUCCAGGAUGGUGUCUUCUAA
Molecule: messenger RNA, 501 nt
Organism: Aegilops tauschii subsp. strangulata
Lineage: Eukaryota; Viridiplantae; Streptophyta; Magnoliopsida; Poales; Poaceae
Product: ras-related protein Rab-2-A-like
Molecular function (GO): GTPase activity; GTP binding
Source: RefSeq, a predicted model, not a curated record